Molecule: messenger RNA, 1386 nt
Organism: Notothenia coriiceps (black rockcod)
Lineage: Eukaryota; Metazoa; Chordata; Actinopteri; Perciformes; Nototheniidae
Product: solute carrier family 12 member 6-like
Exons: 3
Coding region: 18-665 (215 amino acids)
Biological process (GO): potassium ion homeostasis; chemical synaptic transmission; chloride ion homeostasis
Cellular component (GO): plasma membrane
Molecular function (GO): potassium:chloride symporter activity
Source: RefSeq, a predicted model, not a curated record
UAUCUAAUAUCAUUAAUAUGCCUUUCUGUAAACUGGUGUCAUUAUACACCCUUUUCAAUACUCACGUGUGUGUGUGUGUGUGUGUGUGUGUGUGUGUGUGUGUGUGUGUGUGUGUGUGUGUGUGUGUGUGUGUGUGUGUGUGUGUUCAGGCUCAGGCGGUGAAAGACAGAAACUCCAUGCUGCGUUUGACGAGCAUCGGAUCGGACGAUGACGACGAUACUGACGGAGGAGAGCGAGAAAGAGCCUCAAACGCUGGAGGAGGAAAUGGAAAUGGAGGAGGGGGAGAAAGAGGAGAAGGAGGAAGAGGAGGAAGAGGAAGCAACGAACAUCACCGCAGAGUUCAGAUGACCUGGACCAAAGAGAAGAGCUCUCAGUACCGAGCGGCUCACUCUGGAUGCUCCACUCCAGAGGGAUUCAGAGACAUGCUCAGCAUGAGGCCGGAUCACUCUAACGUCAGGCGGAUGCACACCGCGGUGAAACUCAACGAGGUCAUCGUCAAUAAAUCCCACGAUGCCCGGCUGGUCCUGCUCAACAUGCCGGGGCCGCCCAGGAACACGGACGGAGACGAGAACUACAUGGAGUUCCUGGAGGUCCUGACAGAAGGGCUGGAGCGCGUCCUAUUGGUCAGAGGAGGAGGAGGUGAAGUCAUCACCAUCUACUCCUGAUUGGACGAAAACCAAGGAAGCGAUAAAGACGCAGCCAAUCACAUAGAAGCGAGCGAAGGGGGAGACGAUGAGGGGGGGGGGGGCAAAAGGAGAGACUCUCAUUGGCUGUCAGCCCCCCGAAACCUUUUCCUUUCAUCCUUAGGGUUUCCAUUCCACUUAUGUCAAGCUACAGAAAUGCCAACACAAUUCCACGAUCGAAGACAAAUAAUAAGAGUGAUCAGCCGUGUGUGAGAGCGUGUAAGUGUGUGUGUGUGUGUGUGUGUGUGUUGUCCAUCUGUGGGGGGUGCGGUCUGUUGGAGAAGGGGACCAGUGUUGCGUUUUUUUUGGUGGCGGUGGACAAGCGAAUGAGAGGAGAUGCAACGAAAUGACGAGACUCAGGGUGUCUUUUUGUACAGAGUGUAUUGUGGAUGUGUUUGAGAGUAGGCCGAGUGUCUGGAUUUUUUUUUUUGUCUCCUUGAGGACACAGUGAAUUUUAUUAUAAUACCACAUGAACAGGAAGUGAGGAGCCUCAGUGAAGCAUCAGUGUGUCCUUACUUGAAAGUGUAACAUUUCUCCUAACAAUAAUGGCCUAUUUUCUUUGCAUAACCACUAUAUAUGCACAGACCUCAGAAUACAUUUUUCGUACAUAUUUGUUCUAUAAAAGCUUGUUUUCACCAGGGUUAGAAAGUGGAAAAAUAAAAGACUCAACCAAUGACUUAUCGAGUAAAGAAAUUGAGUCAAA